AUUCCCUCAGUUGUAUCGCUGUGAUCCUCUCGUAUUCAGUUGAUUGAUAUCUUUUAGUGCAGUCCAUAUAUGCUCCUGUGCUCAAACAGAAAUGGUCUCGGCAGAUGUCGGAGUUUGAUUUGUAACAACCUUCAACUAGUCAGCACUAGUCGAAGGUUGUUAGAAACUACUUCCACAUCGAAAGAUUACUACCAAAUUUUGGGAGUGCAAAAGGAUGCAACGCAACGACAGAUCAAGGCUGCUUAUUACCAACUAUCUAAAAAAUACCAUCCGGAUAUAGCUGGAAAGGAUAAAAGCGCCCAAGCGAAGUUUGUCGAGCUUACUGAAGCAUACGACUGCCUCAAAGAUCCAGAGCGACGGCGUUAUUACGACAAUGGAAUGUCCGGCACGGGAGGACGUUAUCCUGGAGAUCCUUACAGUUCUAGGGAUUUCCAGCAAUAUUCAAGACCAAGACAAGAAAAUAUGUACCAAAAUGGUGGGAACCCUUUCUAUAGCAAAAGCUAUACCCAGCAGGAAUAUGAGCGGAUCUGGGAAGUAUUCAAUCGAAUGCGAUCAGAGCAAGCAUCUUACGAUGAAAGGCUAAGACGUGAGAAAGAAAGGAUUUGGGACGAGUUCGCAAGGCAGCGCGCUGAACGGUGGAAGGCUUUUCAUGAUAAGUAUCCCGAUGGAGCUCCUGGUUCUGCUCGUUACGAAUGGAGAUGGUCCACCUCAGAUCCUACUGCUAAUCGCAACAUAGAGCUUUUUAGCAGAUUAAUCCUAAUCUACAUGAUCUUAUUUGGCAUUGUAACAUUCAUACAAGUCCUUAGCGAACCUUUCAUUGAUGAUAAGAAAAAGCAGUAUGUGGAGACUGAUCAAGGAACGAAAGAAGCUAAGGAGCAAGGAAAGCAGCGAAGACCGACUAUCACAUUUGAGUACAUGAAUCAACCACCGAUUGUAGAAAGUGAAAGUGAACCAUGGACUGAAGUGAUUGGCUCCUACCCAACCACUAGUGAUUUUAUCACGGCUGACUACACUCCAGUAGUUGAGGCAAGAGUUGUAGAGCCCACUUAUUCUUCGGAUGUUCCAAGACUGCCGGCAAAUUGAUGGUUUGUAAUCGAUAUUUUUGAGGAAAGUCUAGAGUGCUUAGCUGACAGUUUAGAUUGUUUAUAUUUUCGCUGUAGUAUGGGUUGAACCGAAUUCCUCACAUUGCUGUCGAUAGUGUAAAUAUUGAGAGUGAAUAAAAGUGAAGAUUCAGA
Molecule: messenger RNA, 1235 nt
Organism: Cylicocyclus nassatus
Lineage: Eukaryota; Metazoa; Nematoda; Chromadorea; Rhabditida; Strongylidae
Source: the annotation of a GenBank genome assembly